UGACAAUUGAUGUGGGAAGCCAUUCUCGCAUGUGAUUGGGCACCUCCCGGAUUGGGUGUGAGGCAUUCUGGCCAAACUGUGUCGGAGCUACCCCUACCCUCUCCAGGUGCGAGAGCCUGUCCAUGUGGGGGUGUGACUGACCACUGAUCCUGAGGCCAAUCACUGACCCUGACCUUGGAAUGCUGCCCCCCUCAACCUUCAUUGGAUGGAAUUUUCCCCUGAAUUUCUUAUUCCCCAAUAAAAGGCCACUCCCUGGCGUGCUCUCUCUCUCUCUCCUGCUAGCCCUGAGUAAGCCUUGCUGCCCUACCAGCUGGUUCAAGGUGAAAGCCAGAGAGGUGAGAGCCAUUUCGGACCUGGUCAUAGAAAAAGGUACAGGACACAUACAUGACGAUGGACCACGGAGACAGGUCCCAGGAGACUACACGUCAGCCAAUAAGCUCCAAGACACAGUGCAAUCAGAUUCACUUCACUUUUAUUAAUAACAAACACAAUCUCAGUGUUUCCCUCACUGAAAGCCAUGCCACUUGUCCACUCUCAGGUCUGCUUCUCAGAGGACUCAGCUUCACACAGAUCUCCACCAGGCCUCUGGAAUGAUGAAUUCCUUUGAGCCUACAGUGUUACUCAGAGGAAAUGGAGAAAACAGUCACCUCAGAGUGCAUGUCAGUCAGUGUUUGGUACGGAGGAGAGAUGGGCACUGGGCAUCUAGGAAGACUCACUGACAGUCACGACUCAUUCCAGUCCAAGCAGGAAGUUCACCUCCUUCCUAAUGUCUGGACCUAGGACAAGAGAUUCAUGCAGCUGACUCAGGAGAGAGUGGGCACCUGGAGUGCCAGGAUCCCACCUCCAUCCGCAUGAAUGCCAUGGAAAGUCCCGAAGGGCAGGAGAUGCAGAAGCUGGGGAACAGAGCUUGGGACAACCCUGCUUACAGUGGUUCCCCUUCUCCACAUGGGACGCUGAGGAUCUGCACCAUCUCCAGUGUGGGGCUCCCACGGGCACAACCCAAGAAGCCUGAAGAUGGACCCCAGGAGAAGAUACAAGGGACCCUGGUGUCCAGCUGCUGCCUCCAUAUCUGUCACAGCAUCAGAGGACUCUGGGGAACAACCCUGACUGAGAACACAGCGGAGAACCGAGAACUGUAUGUCAAGACCACCCUGCGAGAGCUUCUGGUGUACACGGUGUUCCUGCUGGACAUCUGUCUGUUGACCUAUGGGAUGACAAGCUCCAGUGCCUAUUACUACACCAAAGUGAUGUCUGAGCUCUUCCUACAUACCCCGUCAAAUACUGGAGUCUCCUUCCAGGACAUCAGCAGCAUGGCAGACUUCUGGGAUUUUGCCCAGGGCCCACUCUUGGACAGUCUGUAUUGGACCAAGUGGUACAACAACCAGAGCCUGGGCCACGGCUCGCACUCCUUCAUCUACUAUGAGAACCUGCUCCUGGGGGUCCCAAGGCUGCGGCAGCUGCGGGUCCGCAAUGAUUCCUGUGUGGUGCAUGAGGACUUCCGUGACGACAUUUUGAGCUGCUAUGAUGUCUACUCUCCAGACAAAGAAGAGCAACUCCCCUUUGGGCUCCUCAAUGACACAGCGUGGACAUACCACUCCCAGGAGGAGCUGGGGGGCUCCUCCCACUGGGGGAGGCUCACAAGCUACAGCGGAGGUGGCUACUACCUGGACCUUCCAGUGUCUCGACAGGCUAGUGCAGAGGCACUUCGGAACCUUCAAGAGGGGCUGUGGCUGGACAGGGGCACUAGGGUGGUCUUCAUUGACUUCUCUGUCUACAAUGCCAACAUCAAUCUUUUCUGUGUUCUGAGACUAGUGGUGGAGUUCCCAGCCACAGGAGGUGCCAUUCCAUCCUGGCAAAUUCGCACAGUUAAGCUGAUUCGCUAUGUGAGCAACUGGGACUUCUUCAUUGUUGGCUGUGAGAUCAUCUUCUGCAUCUUCAUCUUAUACUAUGUGGUGGAGGAGAUCCUGGAGCUCCACAUGCACCGGCUUCACUACCUCAGCAGCAUCUGGAAUGUACUGGACCUUGUGGUCAUUUUGCUUUCCAUUAUGGCCAUGGGUUUCCACAUAUUCCGAACCCUAGAGGUGAAUCGGCUGAUGGGGAAGCUCCUGCAGCAGCCAAACACGUAUGCUGACUUUGAGUUCCUGGCCUUCUGGCAGACACAAUACAACAACAUGAAUGCUGUCAAUCUUUUCUUUGCUUGGAUCAAGAUAUUCAAGUACAUCAGCUUCAACAAAACCAUGACCCAGCUCUCAUCCACACUAGCCCGUUGUGCCAAGGACAUCCUGGGCUUCGCCGUCAUGUUCUUCAUUGUUUUCUUUGCUUAUGCCCAGCUUGGCUACCUGAUUUUUGGGACUCAAGUGGAAAACUUUAGCACUUUCAUCAAGUGCAUUUUCACUCAGUUUCGGAUAAUUCUUGGGGACUUUGACUACAAUACUAUCAACAAUGCCAACCGCAUCCUGGGCCCUGCCUACUUUGUCACCUACGUCUUCUUCGUCUUCUUUGUGCUCUUGAACAUGUUCCUAGCUAUCAUCAAUGACACAUACUCAGAGGUCAAGGAGGAGUUGGCUGGACAGAAGGAUGAGUUGCAACUUUCUGACCUCCUAAAACAGGGCUACAACAAGACCCUCCUACGGUUGCGUCUGAAGAAGAAACAGGUUUCAGAUGUGCAGAAGUUUCUGCAGGGUGGAGAGCAGGAGAUCCAGUUUGAGGAUUUCACCAAAACCUUGAGGGAACUGGGGCAUGCAGAGCAUGAGAUCACUGAGCUCACAGCUGCCUUCGCCAGGUUCGACCAGGAUGGGAAUCACAUUCUGGAUGAGAACGAGCAGGAACAAAUGCAACAGGACCUGGAGGAGGAGAGAGUGGCCCUCAGUGCUGAGAUUGAAAACCUGGGUCAGGCAAUUGUGCACAGCCCAACAAGCAAGUUGGGCCCAGAGGCUGCCAGAGCAGAAGGCUGGGUUUGCAGAGAAGAAUUCUACUUGCUCACAAGGAGAGUUCUGCAGCUGGAGACUGUUCUGGAGGGAGUUGUGUCUCAGGUUGAUUCUGUAGGCUCAAAGCUGAAGAUGCUGGAGAGGAAGGGGUGGCUGACUCCCUCCCCAGCAGUGGAGGAUCAAGCAAUUUGGGAACACCUGCAGCUAGCCACAGCUGUGACUCCAGCCCCAUAGGAAGUCCAGGAGAAUGGAGGAAGAGUCCUAAAGCAUCAGUAGCAGGCUCCUCUCUCUGUGUCUCCACAGAGGCUUCUUCUCUACAUGCUCUCCACUUCUAGGGCAGUAGGUCCCACAUGGCUGUUGCUGAGUCCCACCCUUUACCUGACUCUUCAGCCAAUGUUACUGUGUGUAGCUGGGCAUCAUGUUUAGGUUUGUGAUUCAGUGUUUCUGUGUGUAGCCACAUAGCUCUGUGAAAUGACAUUUCCAACUGGGCUUCUUACUGCAUGUGCACUUAGCUCUGCAAUAGUAAUAAAACCAUGUCAAUAACAAACAGGAUAAAGGAAGGGAGGGUAAGGACUCUCCCUAAGCACCUAGACAGACAUGAUUUGUGAAAAAGAUAGAAGCCAAGAGAGUAGGUUGUGUCUAGCUGUACUUGCCAGUAAAUCUUACUCUUAUUUGUGCAUCUAGAUCUCUAUUGCCAGCAUCCAUGGGUUUCUUGUAAUCCCUUAUAAAGUUUCCAUGUAAAAGAGAAGGGGAAGCCUUAGAGGUGAGUAGACUCUGAUGAGGUAAGAUUCCAAAGUUGCAGAGUUGUUAGAGUGUUGCUCUGCCAUAGCAAAGUCAACAAAGGCUUUUCCGGAGAAUUCUGUCUCCUGGAGUUCCACUUAACACGGGGAAUUGAGGGGGCUGUAAUUCAGAAGAUGAAAUGGAGCCUGAAGGGAAUUAGGCAAGAAAAUGACCUCAGGAUUCAGACAUCUUUGGAAUAUGUGUUAGACUCUGAUUCUAUUUUUCCAUAGGAUAAUGUGGGUUUCCCAGGUGACUAUCAAUAAAACUCUUUCAGAAAACCA
This is a messenger RNA of Marmota monax (woodchuck), 3988 nucleotides long. It is a transcript of the gene Pkd2l1, whose product is annotated as polycystin 2 like 1, transient receptor potential cation channel. Gene Ontology annotation, cellular component: membrane. Gene Ontology annotation, molecular function: calcium channel activity; muscle alpha-actinin binding; calcium ion binding. Bases 852 to 3161 code for a protein of 769 amino acids. The transcript is spliced from 19 exons. Gene Ontology annotation, biological process: potassium ion transmembrane transport; detection of mechanical stimulus. The record is from RefSeq and is a predicted model, not a curated record. NCBI's taxonomy places the organism in Eukaryota, Metazoa, Chordata, Mammalia, Rodentia, Sciuridae.